AUGAACGACUACAUGGGGCCAAUGCACAGCGCGUCUGGCUUUUACAAGACGCCUGUCAGUAAAGGUCUGUUGGGAGUCUCAUUGCUGUCAUCUUUCCUCCUUAACUUCCCCCUCCACAAUCAUCGACAUCUAUUCCUCUAUAGUCAGGCAGCUAUAGUAGAAAGACAUCAGUUUUGGAGACUGUUGACUUCGAAGCUAGCGUACCUGGACAUCAAGGACUUGUUUGUGUGUUCUUUACUUAUCUAUUACUUCCGAGUUUUUGAGCGCCGCUAUGGUUCCCACAAAUUUGCGUCAUACAUGCUGGCAACAUUUGUUGUGGGAACAGGGCUGGAGAUGGCAGCUGCAUUCUUCUUAAGGUGGCUUGGAUUUAAAUAUGAACUACUGCCAUCUGGACCGAUGUGUAUGGUAUAUCCGUUGUUUAUACCUUACCACUUAGAUAUUCCUAGAGUGGCAUUUGGUCAUAUUCUGGGUGUUCCUGUUACUGGAAAAUCCUUCCAAUAUUUUUUAGGAUUACAGUUAGCUAGUGGGUCAGCAGAGUCCAUCUUAGUAGCAGUUUGUGGACUGUUUUGUGGAAUCCUGUGGAGGAUAGAUUUUCUUAAAGUACAAACCACGUUGAAAAUACCAAAGUUUGUGGCAAGUCUAAGUUGCAGUACUCUGGGACGUAUUCUGGAGUCAAAGGCUCCAUCUGGGGAUAACACACCAAUGGGAGCCACACUAGAACUUCAACGACAAGAGCAGAUGGAGCAUCUAGAACAACAGAUGAUAUGGCAGGCUGUUCAACAGCAACAACAAGGCCAAAAUAUCAAUAUGGCACAGAAUUUGGUGAAUGGUCCUGGACUAUUUGGAAACCAAAUAGAUCUUGGAGGAUUACGAAAUAGAUUAAACAUAGGGGGAGACAAUCCACCAGGACAGGCAGUAGAAGAGCCUAUCACAGAGGAAAAUGUACAGCACCUAGUUGAUAUGGGAUUUGGUGCGGACAGGGUUCGUGAGGCACUUCAAGCUUCAAACAACAACGUUAGUGCUGCCACACAUAUUUUGCUGCAAGACUCCUAGCAAAAAUUAUUCUUUCACCAAAGUUAAUUCGUCUCAAUUUUUCAAUGACUGAUUUUUCAGCAAAGUUCAUUCAUGAUGAAAAAGGAUGCGGAACAUUUACAUUGGAAACUCGGUACAUAAUCUACAACAUUCACAGGAUUUCUUUGGAUAGAUGUUCCUAUAGAUUUUCUCACAUGUUAUUUAUGUCAAAAUGGUUUUGAAUUUUUUUUUCAUUAUAUUAAGGACAUGUAGAUUAAUCAUGAUAUUCAAUGUCAAGUAAGAAAGACUGCUUAUCACUAAACUUGUUGAUGAAAGUCCUUUUAGCAACAUGUCAUAUCAAAGAAGGGUAAACCAUCAAACUCAUUUUAUUGUGAAUUCAAGAUUCUGACCAAAGCAUACUUGUUCUCCAAACAUGUGUCACUUCAAAGUUCUGUAAAGACUGCGGACUGAUAUUCCUUAAUAUUUCAAUCAAGCACACUAAGACUAUGAUUUGACUUAGUGUAACAGAGGUCAUUGUAUUUCAAUACCUCCACUAGGGAUUGAAACAGAGGUCAUUGUAUUUCAAUACCUCCACUAGGGAUUGAAACAGAGGUCAUUGUAUUUCAAUACCUCCACUAGGGAUUGAAAC
Messenger RNA from Ylistrum balloti, 1660 nucleotides. RefSeq names its product ubiquitin-associated domain-containing protein 2-like. The record is from RefSeq and is a predicted model, not a curated record. Gene Ontology annotation, molecular function: protein binding; serine-type endopeptidase activity. The coding region runs from base 1 to 1053 and encodes 350 amino acids. Lineage: Eukaryota; Metazoa; Mollusca; Bivalvia; Pectinida; Pectinidae. The transcript has 10 exons.